Messenger RNA from Hemicordylus capensis (graceful crag lizard), 948 nucleotides. Its product is annotated as acanthoscurrin-1-like. Gene Ontology annotation, cellular component: intermediate filament. The transcript has 2 exons. NCBI's taxonomy places the organism in Eukaryota, Metazoa, Chordata, Lepidosauria, Squamata, Cordylidae. The coding region runs from base 176 to 709 and encodes 177 amino acids. The record is from RefSeq and is a predicted model, not a curated record. Gene Ontology annotation, molecular function: structural constituent of cytoskeleton.
UUGUCAACAGCCAAGUCUAAGGUUAGCUAGAAUGAUGGAGCAUCCAAACCACAAGAGAGGCGGGGGAACUGUAUAAAAGCUCCACGUUCCCUCUGUCCUUCCAUCAGCUUCAUUCGACUCUCCUGUCUUCACUGCAUCCUCUCAGAGAAGCCGACUCACCUCCAUCUUACCAGCCAUGGUUAACUGCGGACCAGCCUGCACCAUCCCAUCCCGUGUUUCUACCCCAGUGGCCGGUUUCGGAUCUGCAUUGAGUGGCUUAGGCUAUGGCCUUGGUGGUCUUGGCUCUGGCUAUGGCUUUGGUGUUUUUGGCUCUGGCUCUCGCAUUAGUGUUCUUGGCUCUGGCUCUGGCCUUGGCUACGGAGGUCUGGGCUCUGGCUAUGGAGCCGUCGAAACUUCUGGCAACCUGGGCACCCUGGCCGGAGUCUACCCUUCUUGCAUCAACCAGCUCCCCCCAGCAGAGGUCGUGGUCCAGCCUCCCGCCUCCGUGGUGACCAUCCCAGGAGCCAUCCUGUCCGCUAGCUGCGAGCCCGUCUCCGUGGGAGGCAUCACUCCCUGUGCCAUUGGGGGUUCCGGGAUUGUAGGAGCCGGUCUCUAUGGCAGCCUGGGUUCUGGCUUCGGUAAUGGAGCCCUUGGAAGGGGGGGUGGAUAUUUUAGAAGGGGGGCUCUCCUGGGGCGCCGUGGGAGCGCCUGUGGGAACAUCUGCAUAUAAACCUCUUAAUGCUGAAAAGAAGAUCCCAAUGAAAGCAGAAAUGACCAGGAACGGACAGCCACCAUCGAGUUCUGUGACGGAGCAUCUAGACCCGGAGUGAGAAGAGCCAUGAGGUUCCGGGACCAUCCUCCCAGCCUCCAGCUCCUGUAUUAACGUCCGCUACCCCUCUCUUGCCCCCCUUUUCCGCUUUGUUUCCUGAAUGUCUCCUUUCCAAGACGGAGCCCCACUCUCUUCUUGAG